GCCCAAUAUAGCUCUUUUGUCUGCUUGGCUCGGCAUUCUGUCAUUACUUUUUUUUUACCCUUCCGCGAUGUGGGCUUUUUUGACGUCAAUGAGCCGAGGCAUCCAGGUAGCAAAGCUACCAUGCUGUUUUUAUUGUUUUUUUGGGCUCCCUCCCAUUGGCUAGCGAAACGGAUUAUGUUCUCAUCGGACAUUAUUUUUCUGCAAACUUCUUGUGGUUUUUAUUUAUAUCCAUGGCGGCCUGGUGGUGCCUUAUAAUAACUCCCCCGUUCCCUCUCGCCAUCAAGCCUCUAAUGUCUUUCUGAUACAAAGUCGUUAAUGAUCAUACUCGCGGCCUUGUCACUCGCUUCAUAUUACAUGGUUAAGGCUGGCACCUUGCAUUGUUGCAAUAAACUUUUAGACAGCGGGUAGACAUCGACCACCAAAGUCGGGGGUUUCCGACCUUUCUUUCUUCUUUUUUGUAUUCAUCAAAUAUCCUAUUCACACCUGCAUCAUGGCUCAUCACAGUUAUCAAGAUUUCAGAUGGCUUUCGCCAACAACAGCCUCUCAGCCGACGUGGGACUCGCGAUCCGGCCAAGCAGCAGCAGCAGCAUCGCUAAGCAGGACUCAGCCCGGUGCCAUGGCGGACCCGAUAGAUAGCUACGAGGACUUUUCCGGCGACAACGGCGAGGGCGAAAAUAUCACCGCGGGCAGGACGAGGCAGAGGCGCAGCUCGACGGGACCCUGGGCCAGCGGCAACAGCAUCUCGAGCAACGGCGACGGCACGACGGCGGAGCUCUGGGCUUGCCCAUUCUGCAAGUGGAAGCCCCUGAGGUAUCAGGGCUGCCACACGUACAAGCUCAAGGAGAUCUCGAGGGUCAAGCAGCACCUCAGGAGGAAGCACCGCAUCCCGCUCCACUGCGACGUCUGCUCCGAGGAGUUCGCCGACGACGAGGCCCGACUCGCUCACGUCAGGGCGCAGAGCUGCAGCUUGUCUCAGAAUUGCGUGCAAAAGACGUGGGAGGGCGUCACGCCGGAGCAGCAGGAGCUGUUGGAGAGGAGGGCGGAGAGGAACAAGACCAAGGUUGAGCAGUGGUAUUCAAUUUACGAGAUUUUGUUCCCGGGCCAAACGCCCCCGGCAUCACCCUACGUCGACCUCGAGCUAUCCCCCCAGAUGCACUCCUUCCAGGCAUUUCUAGCAUCCGACCAGGCUGCUACGAUCCUAAACGAGGCGACCAUUGCGCAGGUCCCGCCGCACCUGCAAUACGAGGAGAUCCUGGCCAUCUCCAGGGGAAUCUUUGAGCAGGCCAUGCCCGCACUCCUGCAGCAGUACGAAUCGUCGCAGCAGCGGCGCCUGAGCCCCAGGAAACCCGCCGAGCGGGGAGAGGAAGAGGACGGUCAGCUCAGUCGGGUCAGCUCGGACACUUGGAUGAGCGUACCCCCACUGAUUAGGAGAGCCGGGCCGGUGGGGCUGGAGGAAUUCGGCAGCGGCCCGAUGGAGACGGACGAUAACGAUCUGAGCACGGUUUCGAGCCCAGUGACGAGCGUGCGCGUCGUCGCGGAGCAGCAUCACGGCAGUGAACAGCAGCAGCAGCGCCGGGCGCUGGGGAUCAACACGAUGGUGGCGGCGGCGGCGGCGUCGGCCCCGCCGCAUCAGAUUCCGAGGCAGCAGAUGCAGCAGCAGCAGCACCAUCAUCAACAGCAACGGCAACAACAAAGAACCGAUCAGGAUCCUACCACGCCGUUGCACCAGCAGGCUGGCCUGUGGGGGUUGCAGCACCAGAGCCCGCUGUCGCCGGCUUUCUGCGGGGCCUGGGUGAACGAGACGACGACUUCGCAACAGGAGGACGUGAGCAGUCUCGGCAACCCAGACAUGCUUUACUACAACUUUGACGCUUAUGUGCCGCCAUACUACGGAGGGCAGCAAUGAUGAUACCUAUGUGUAAGGAAUAAUGUUUUUGACAUGAAUCAGGAUCAGCUGACAUGUUUGUCCUGGAGACGACAUCUCUUCUCUUCUUUCUUUUUUCUUUUUUUUUUUUUCUUUUCUUCCUUCCUUUUCUUUCUUUUCUGUCCUUUCUUUUUUCGUCUUUCUCAAACAGGUUUUCAGAGAGAGAGAAAUACUGAAUUGGGAAGAAGAUUCGUAUAUCCCAACAAAGUCUCUCCGGGAGAGUGGGUAGAAUUCCGGGAUUUCCUUCAUUAGCAAAUAUGUCUAGAUCGGACGACUUGGAGUUAAUUGGUUCCUGCUUUAUUAUUAUCCAUUGACAUUUUUGGAAAUUCCGCUUUUUUUGAAUUCUAUUGGUCGUUGAUCAUAAGCCACUGCGUAUAUCUCCGCCACGAUUCUUAAUGUCAUCUGCCCCCCCUCUCUUUUUCUUAGUUUAAUUCGGAUGUUACCCCAGG
Messenger RNA from Pyricularia grisea, 2373 nucleotides. RefSeq lists its product as uncharacterized. The transcript is spliced from 2 exons. Bases 491 to 1906 code for a protein of 471 amino acids. The record is from RefSeq and is a predicted model, not a curated record. Lineage: Eukaryota; Fungi; Ascomycota; Sordariomycetes; Magnaporthales; Pyriculariaceae.